CAGAGACACCAGCACGCCACGACGCAGAAGAAGAACAUUCGUGGUUAGGCUGGAUACCCUUGCCAAAAGCGAUGUGGUGCCGCGGUUCAAUCUCACGACAGCUGGUCUUGAAAACUUGUUUCUCUCAUCUGGCACUUUGUCAACAUCCGCAAAAACGUCAAGUGCCACAACGAGCAUAGAAAUCGUGAAGGACCGAGCGGCGCCAAGACCCACGAGCAUUAUAGAAGCCGUGACAGAUAAUAAAGUCGUGAAGGAUCAAGCAGCCGCUCCCUCCCUCCAAUUCAAUCCUGUGACUGUUUCAGAUCUGAAACAGCUAUUUUCGCAUCGAGGAUUUCUGCCAUCAUAUUUCCUUGUGGACGACGAGAGUAUGCGCUACAGGACAACAGACGGGGACGAGCCAGUGCCCGCCUUCUGCCGAUUUUUUCGUGGACAAGUAGCGGUAGCACGAGGAGCAGGCUCGACACAGAUAAUUCCUGGGGAAAUAGCAGUAGCACCAAAUUCAAAUUUGCGCAGGGAUUCUUUACUGCCGUGGAUUACACGGCGCAAGUUGUAUCCCGAGAACAGGAUGUCAGAAGCGGAUCCUGUCGGCCUCCAGCACUCCAAGAUAUAUCUCUCGACGUCACUCGACGCCAUAGCCACCGAAGUGGAAUGGCCUCUCAGUUCCAGACCAUCCGGCACGAAGCAAUGCUGCGAUUCGCGUGAGGGGGUAGCCCUCCAACGGGCACUGCUCACGAAGCCGGAACACGAAGACCUCUUCCAAGUCGACGCGGACGGGGAAAAAGUUCUCACGGUUUUCCUCUGUGCCGGAGCAAUGUUUUCCGCAUACGAGCGGAUUGCUUAUUUGAUGCCAAAUGCGGCAAACGCGCACCCGCACGUAGACCACGACGGCGCGGGGCCAUCUUUAUCAUCUGCUUCUACUAA
Messenger RNA from Amoebophrya sp. A25, 921 nucleotides. NCBI's taxonomy places the organism in Eukaryota, Dinophyceae, Syndiniales, Amoebophryaceae. The record is from the annotation of a GenBank genome assembly.